CCCGCUUCCUCCCUAAACUGUCUCUCGUUCCUCUCGAACAUUUCGACUCAAUGCGCCGGCGCGCACAAAGCCUACUGCUCUAAAUACCGAUAUCUCCUCUCUGCUUUUCCCUCGUUUCAGAUUUUUAUUUUUAUAGUUAUUUAUUUUUUUGUUUGAAUUUCUAGGGAUUCUGCUCCCGAUCUCCACGGAUACUUGUAGGGUUUCGCUUCCAGAAUUAUCUUUCUAGUUUUUACCCUCUCUCUCGUCCGCUGCAGAAAUGGCUUCUGUUGAGUCGAUUUCAGCGGCGAUCGAAUCCGUUGCUGCGAAGAAGGAGAAUCUUCGGAAAGCCUUCGAAGAUCUCCGAUCACAGCCGGCCACUCUACCUUCCUUUGCGUUUUGUUGGAAAGAUCUUGAAGAUUACUUUGAUUCGAUGGAAAAAUCCAUCCACCAAAGCUUCGAAGAUCUCAAAUUCAAAGAACAUAGGAAGCAACAGCUGCUUCAACCCACCAUCGAAUCUCUCCCGUCGCAUAAAGAAAAAUCUCUGGAGAAAGAUCCGGCAAAUGAACCGGAGAAAUUGGAGCAGGAUCGUCUUCCAGAGCUGAAAUCACGCUCCGUCGAGAUGGAUAGAAAGGAAUUUUGGUCUUUCUUUGCUAAGAGCAGCAAUGAUCUCAUGAACAUCCGUGAUCAGAUCACUGCGGCCCUCCAAUCUGUACCCGACCCUGCAGAGCUAGUUUUGGAUGCGAUGGAAGAGUUCAGCAUCCCCCCAAAUUCGAACUUCUUCUUGCACGAGCUGAGGUUGAUCUCGCCUGAGAUUAAGGCCCAUGUGAAAGAGAAAGCAUUGAAAGUGGCGGUUGAAGCGAAAGGCCAGGUUUUGAAGGGUGGAAAAAAGACAAAAAGGGCACGCACAUUUUUGAACUUUGUAUCUACAUACGGCUUGGGUUCUGCUUUUGAUGCGGAUGAGCUGCUGGAUUUUGUCAUUCUUGUUACUCAGUGGGUGGCGCAUUCGAUUAAUCUUUGCCGGGAUCUUGGUCUUUCUAAGAAGAUUCCUGACCUUGUUCAUAGAUUGACAAGUAUGGGGCGGCUGCUUGAAGCUGUUAAAUUCAUAUGCGCUUUCGAGCUCACAGACAAGUUCCCUCCAGCAUCUCUUCUCAAGAAAUUCUUACAGGAUGCAGAGAAGUGCACUCAAGAAAUCCGAGAAAAGGGGAAUAACUCAAUUCAAGCCCAGAAUCUGGCCACCAAGAAGGAACUCUUUGCCACCAAGGCAGUAAUCAAAACCAUUGACGAAUUGAAGCUUGAAUCCGAAUACCCAUGUGAGCCGCUUCUCAAGCGCAUUGUCGAGUUGGAGAAGCUUAUGGAGGCCGUCCCCAAGCCCCACCAGCAGCCAGCAAUUGUGCACGGGGCAGAGGGGAAAGAUAAAUCUAAGAUGGAGGAGGCCACCUCCAAGCCCCUACAGCAUCUGGCUAUCAAGCCAGAGUCAGAUGGGGAACAUACAUCCAAGAUGGAGGAGGCAGUUGUCCCCAAGCCCCAGCAACAGCCAGCGAUCAACCAGAAGACAGAUGUGAAAUGUACUGCAACUAUAGUGGCUCCCAAGCCCCAACAACCGCCAGCGAUCGAGCUGAAGGCAGAUGGACUGCAUGCUGUAAUCAAGCAGAGGGCGCGCCGUGGAAAACGUGGUGGGAGAAAACAUGCCGCGAAGAUGGAAGGCCUAAGGCCCCAGCAAGAGCCAGCAAGCAAGCGGCCUCGCCCAACAGCAGCAACAGACUCUUCCUUCCCCAUGAUGACACUAGGUAAUCCACCAGCAAUGCAGGUAGGUGGGGCUCAACCAUAUCUGCGUUCAGCUGGUACUUAUGGUUUGGUGGGGCCCAGCAAUGGUCCUAGCAUCUUGGCAGCAUCUGGGCAGUUGGGCCCACCAAUGCAUCUUCAACAUCUCAUGCAGUCAAGUUUGUACAAUAAUCCUAUAGUUCAUCCCUCGUCUGGUCAUUUGCCACCACCGCAACCAUACCAUCCGUCUUACUAUCCUUGAGAUUUGAUGGAUGACUGCCUUUUGGAUCAUUGUAUAGGUUUGAUUGGGCAUACAAGUAGAGAUUUUGAUUGGAGAUUGGUGCCGAUCAUCUCAAUUGAAUGUUUUAAUCCUUUGAUCAUACAAGGGCUACUGAGUAAGUGGGGCCCAUUUUCAAAGCACAAGGGCCACAUUACAAAGGUGGGUGGAAACAAUCCAAUUUGAAAGACUUCAUCUGCUGUCUUA
Molecule: messenger RNA, 2224 nt
Organism: Magnolia sinica
Lineage: Eukaryota; Viridiplantae; Streptophyta; Magnoliopsida; Magnoliales; Magnoliaceae
Product: FRIGIDA-like protein 1
Exons: 3
Coding region: 257-2002 (581 amino acids)
Source: RefSeq, a predicted model, not a curated record